Messenger RNA from Protopolystoma xenopodis, 618 nucleotides. The record is from the annotation of a GenBank genome assembly. NCBI's taxonomy places the organism in Eukaryota, Metazoa, Platyhelminthes, Monogenea, Polystomatidea, Polystomatidae.
AUGUUCCCCAUUCCGUACUUUAAUCCAACCUUAUUGCUUUUCAGUUCCUCUUCUCCUUCCUCUCGAUUUACCUCAUCACGCGCUACGCUCGCGACGAGGGCAUCAAGAUGGUGUAGUUGGGUAUUUACGACACGACCCAUCGAGCUCACCUCUGGGCCACAGUUCACUGUUGCUGUCGGGGAUGUGGGCAUCAAUACUUCCUUCCUGUUGGAGACGCUCCCUGGGCUGCGGUUGUUUGGGGUUGAGACAUUGUGUCUCCCAACUGAGUCUCUCGGACCCACCAGUCGAGCCCUCCGAUCAGGCAGGCGUGGUGAUCGCAUUUCGGGCAAUUUUAAUGCGAAUCCGAGCCUACUUUCGAGGCCGGAACGACCAGCCUCCGCAAUUCAACAUUCGCGCAAUCCCGAUUUUUGCAGCAUUGGGUACGCUUGGAAUCAUAUGUUCAUGUCCGUUCUCUCUGACCAUACUAACAACCGGAACCUUUUCUUCACUCUGCUCACUCGUGGGUUGCCAUACGUCUGGUGGACUCCGUUGGGCUUCCUUUCAACGCUCGGACUUUCACUCGUUACCUCGUCAACUCGACUGUUAUCUCCAUUUGCCCCAGCUCACAAUUGCCAAUGA